This is a messenger RNA of Bursaphelenchus okinawaensis, 7926 nucleotides long. The record is from the annotation of a GenBank genome assembly. NCBI's taxonomy places the organism in Eukaryota, Metazoa, Nematoda, Chromadorea, Rhabditida, Aphelenchoididae.
AUGAACCCGCAAGACGCGAAGAACGGUGGCGCCACGCCCAAUGACAGCGAACUCUACUUCAACCAGGACUUGAAUGGUUUGUCGUUGGCUCGGGCGCCUCAGGGUGUAAGUUUAUUGCACUUUUAAAAUUUUGGGUUGUAAAGAAAGUUUUUGCAACUUUUUGUUUUGGAAAAGAAGUUCUUGCCACUUUUUGUUUUGUAAAGAAAGUUUUUGUCCUUUUUCAGUUUGUAAAGAAAGUUCUUGCCAUUUUUUGAUUUGUAAAGAAAGUUAUUGCCAUUUUUUGUUUUGGAAAGAAAGUUUUUGCAGCUUUUUGUAUUGCAAAGAAAGUUAUUGUCAUUUUUCAAUAUACAAAGGAAGAUUACGCUAUUUUUAAUCUUGUAAAUAAGAUUCCUACCCAACCCUAGAAAAAAAAUGAAGAGCGGCGAAGAAUUGACCCAAAGGAAAGUUUUUGGCAUUGUGCAACAGCAAAGAUGUUCUUUCUUUGAAAGAACUAUGUUUUCGUUGAAAUCCUUUUUCAAACUAAUCAAGGGUUAAUAUUGCGUAUGUUUUGUGAUAAACGAAAGCCUAUUGUAUGUGUUAACUAUGCCAAUACGUUUUAUUAGGUUAACUUUACUUUAAUCGACCGAUUUGAGCCGUUUAAGACUUCCAUGUUCGAAUUGUGCAAAGCGAUCUCCUAAUGAAGAUUGUUUUGCUUUAUAACUUUUGAAGGAGUAACAAAACCUAUUUUUAUUUUUAUAUAUUUAAAAUUAGUGUAAAAAGAUCUCUAAAAUGAUAUAAAACAUGUCUGAUUUCCAAUUGUAGUUUUUGAGAAAGGACGUUGGCCUUGCGGAUAUUAUAGUAGACCAGUUGUUUGCGUGAUAACUUUUAGUCUCCCAUAUUUUCUAAAAUAGUUUUUGUAUAUUUAGAAUCAGUGCAAAAAGACCUAUAAAAUGAUAUAAAACAUGUAUAUUUUUCUAUUGUAAUUUUUGAGAAAAAAUACCUUCGUUUCGGAUCUUAUAGUACACUAUCUAAUCGCGCUAUAACUUCUGAGAAAUUACCACAAUUGAUUCAUGUUUUUGUAUGGUUAGAAGAAGCAUAAAAAUACCUUUAAAUAAAACACAAAUAUUCUUUUUUAAUUUUAGUUUUUGAGAUAGAAAGAACAGUUUUUUCAUAUUGUAGUAGACCAUCUGAUCGCGUUGAAAGUUGAAAACCUUUUAAAAACAGAAAAUUGACAGUUUUAUGUUUAGCAACUGUUGAAUACUUAUUUUUUGUUGUUUUUGCUUUGAUUUUAGAUUCGAUUUGCCUAGGUUUACCUUGAUUUAUAUACGUUUUUAUAGAUAACAAGGUCUUGAUUUAGGUUUGUUUGGAAAAAAUAAUAUUUUUUGGCUUGAGAACUAUGUUUUUUGGUUGAAAAUGAAUGUUAUUGUUGAUGUAUAGAUUAUUUUAGCAGUGUCUUUUUGUUUUUUAUUCAAAUAUUAUGUUUUAGAUUCGAAUUUGACAAAAAAAACCUACCUAAAAAUGUUGUUUUAGAACACUGACUUGCGAACGGCUCGCUCCUUCUCUGCGCAUCGGUUGCAAACGGCUUGCUCUCGUUCAAGAUCGAAUUCCCGAACCAAUGUGGCGCCUCAGAAUCAGGCAUCACCGUCGGAUGAGGUGCUGAAGCGUCAGAACUUGACUCAGGACGAUCUGAAGGAGCUGCUACAGGCUUUACUGGCGAAACUCGGCUUUGAACAUUUGAAUGGAGAGAUUGUGUGCAAGAAGUGUGGCCAACGGCUCCAUAGUCACAUGGAGGACCCGGCACCAGUCAGCAAGAUGAAUUUGGGAGCUCCGAGACAGUCUCGACUGGUCGGAAGAGGUCAGCCAGUUGGACGGGGUGGACAGCCAGUUGGAAGAGGUGGUCAACCUCAAGGGCAAGGUCAACCAACACAACAUGGUCAAGUUAACUAUGGCCCUUUCGAUCCAGUUGGCCAGGGUGAGCUCCUAAGUUAUAGUUUUAAAAUUUGAAAGCUGGAAAGAAAGUUCUUGCCAUUUUUUGCUUUCUAGAGAAAGUUCUUUCCAUUUUUGUUUUGUAAACAAAGUUUUUGCCAUUUUUUAUUUUCUAAAGGAAGUUUUUUUCAUUUUAGGUUCUGUAAAGAAAUUUUUUGCCAUUUUAUGUUCUGGAAAGAAAUUUUUGGUUAAUUUUAGUUUUGUAAAGAAAGUUCUUGCCAUUUUCGAUACAAAAUGUAAAAAAUAGAUUCCACUUUCAAAAACUUACCCCACCCUCGAAUAAAAAUGAUUUUUUAGAUGGUCAGCCGGCUUGUCAAGAACCAUAUGGUCGAAUUGACCCACUGGAAGCUGAAUUGUUGACUGCUCGUCUAUUGGGAUCGGUUACUGAAUUGGGAACGGCCAAGGCCCAGUCUUUGGACAAUUUGGGAACGGCGAAGUCGGCUUCGGCUACUAGACUUGGUCAAGGUAAGGUGUUUUUUGAAGGAUAUGAGGUAAUAUGGUUUGGAAAGAAAGUUCUUGUCAUUUUUGGUUUUGUAAAGAAAGUUCUUGCCAUUUUUUGUUUUGUAAAGAAAGUUCUUGCCAUUUUUCAUUUUGUAAAAAGAGUUUUUGCCAUUUUUAUUUUGUAAAGAAAAUUUUUGCAAUUUUUUGGUGUAUAAAGAAAGUUCUUGCUAUUUUUAGACAUUAGAACCGCCCGUGGCCGCACUCCUCAGCAACUUGACCAAGGACAAUAUUCGGACGUUACGACCGCUCGUCUCUUGGCUUCCUUGACCCAGUUGGAAACGGCCAAGUGCCCUUCGUACUAUGCUUUGGACGGUCCAGCGGGUCAGAGUCAGUAUGGACAAGGUUGGUUUUUUGUUAUUUUUCUGUACUGUAAAGAAAGUUCUUGUCAUAUUUUACUUUGUAAACAAAGUUCUUGCCAUUUUUUACUUUGUAAAGAAAGUUUUUGCUAUUUUAUGUUUUGUAAAGAAAGUUUCUGCUAUUUUAUACGAAAAAUGUUAAGACUUGGCCACAGCCCGCCAGAUGCCGUCAGAUUCUCAACUUGGAACGGCCAGUUCACGUUCAAAAACCAACCUGAGCCAAGAUGGAUCAAGUCAACCUCAAGGUCAUGGUCAAGUCGGCUCAUUCCAACCUUAUCAACAGGAUCAAGGUGGACUGCCUCAACAAGGUCAGCUUGGCCAAGGAGGUCUUCCACAAGGUCAAUAUGCUCAACUAAGAACGGCCAGAUCACGGUCUAGGACUGGCUUGGGACAGGGUAGUCAGGGUAAGUUUUUUCUGCCAUUUUUUGUUUUUUAAAGAAAGUUCUUGCCAUUUUGUGUUUUGUAAAGAAAGUUUUUGCCUUUUUUUGCUUUGUAAAGAAAGUUUCUGCUGUUUUUAGACUUGUCAACAGCCCGGCCAAUGCCAUCGGAUUCCCAACUAGGAACGGCCAGGUCACGAUCAAAAACAAACUUGAGUCAAGAUGAAGCUGGUCAACCUCAAGGUCAUGGACAAGUUGGCUCAUUCCAACCACAAGAUCAUUAUGGCCCUCUGACUACGCAUCAAGCCGAACUUUUGACUGCCAGGCUUUUGUCUUCGAACAGUGAAUUGAGAACGGCCAAAGCACAGUCGUUGGACUAUCUUGGAACGGCCAAAUCAGCGUCGGGGACUCAACAGCCAAGUCUUGGUCAAGGAGGUCUUCAACUAGGUCAACAAGGUCAAGGUGGGUUUUGGGAGUUUUAAAGGUGCUGGAAAGAAGUUUUUGCCAUUAUUUGGUUUGGAAAGAAAGUUCUUGCCGUUUUUUAUUUUGUAAAGAAAGUUCUUGCCGUUUUUCAUUUUGUAAAGAAAGUUCUUGUCAUUUCUUACUUUGUAAAGAAAGUUUUUGCUAUUUUUCAUUCUGUAGACAAAGUUCUUGCCAUUUCCAGACUUGAGAACAGCUCGCGGUCAAACUCCAGGACAACUUGGCCAAGGUCAGGGACUAAGAACAGCCAGAUCACGUUCAAGAUCGAACCUAAGUCAAGACGGAGCAGGUCAACCCCAAAGUCAUGGACAAGGCGGUCAACCUCAAGGUUACCACCCAGGUCGCUAUUCAGAUUUGACAAUCGCUCGGCCAAUGCCAUCGGAUUCUCAGCUUGGAACGGCCAGAUCACGGUCUAGAACUAGCUUGGGUGGUCUACCUCAAGGGAGUCAACCGGGUCAAUGUGAGUUUUUUGUUUUGUAAAGAAAGUUUUUGCAAUUUUUUCGUUUGUAAAGAAAGUUCUUGCCAUUUGCAUCAAAACCAGCCUUUUUUUGGGCUUUGAAGGUUGCGGGUGAUAAGUUAUACGAUAAAAAGUAUUUUUUGGUUUUGUAAACAGUUCUUGCUAUUUUUUGUUUUGUAAAGAAAGUUCUUGCCAUUUUUUUGCAAAGAAAGUUUUUACAAUUUUCCAUUUUGUAAACAAAAUCUUUGCCAUUUUUUUGGAAAAUUUGUUACUACCCCAAAGAAUCACUUCACCCCUCAAAAUUUACCCCGCCCAAAAUAAAAAUGAAUUUUUAGAUGCUCAACUCUCUGGUCAAGAUCAAUAUGGAGGCAUGACCCCUCAGGAAAUUGAACUUUUGACUGCAAGAAUCAUGGAUUCCUAUAGUCAAAUGAAAACGGCUAAAGCUCAGUCCUUGGACAACCUCGGAACAGCCAAAACAGCUUCGGGUACGAAUCAGCCUGGUCUUAUGCCACAACUUGGCCAAGGAGGUUUUCAGCCAGGCCAGCAUGGUCAAGGUAGGUUUUUGAGAAUUUUAAAGGCGCUGUAAAGAAAGUUCUUGCCAUUUUUUGUUAUGUAAAGAAAGUUCUUGCCAUUCUUCGUUUUGUAAAGAAAGUUCUUGCCAUUUCCAGACUUGAGAACAGCUCGCAGCCAAACUCCUGGACGACUUGGCCAAGGUCAGGGACUAAGAACGGCCAGAUCACUGUCGAGAAGCAGCUUGAGUCGAGAUGGAGCAGGUCAACCCCAAGGUCAUGGACAAGGUGGUCAAGGUUAUCACCCAGGUCGCUAUUCAGAUUUGACAACCGCUCGGCUGAUGCCUUCGGAUUCUCAGCUCGGCACGGCCAGAAACCCAUCGUACUAUGAUGUUCUGGAGAACUCCAAGCCUGGACAAGGUAGGGGUUUGAUGACAUUUGGAUUUUUUAGGCGAUUUUGUGUUUUGUAAAGAAAGUUUUUGCAAUUUUUUAUUUUGUAAACAAAGUUCUUGCCAUUUUUUGUUUUGUAAAGAAAGUUCUUGCUAUUUCUCAGACCGUAAAGAAAGUUCUUGUCAUUUUUUGUUUUGUAAAGAAAGUUCUUGCCAUUUUUCAUCAUGUAAAGAAAGUUUUUGCAAUUUUUAGAUUUGGCAACAGCCCGGGCAAUGCCAUCUGAUUCUCAGCUAGGAACGGCCAGAUCACGUUCAAGAACCAACUUGAGUCAAUCUGGAGCAGCUCAACCUCAAGGUCAUGGCGGUCAACCACAACAUGCUCAACCAGGUCAACACCAACCACCCUUUGGCAAAACACCCUUUGAUCAGCACGCCAUUGGCCAAGAUCAUCCCGACAAACUCCAAACGGCUAAAUCAGCCCCAUCGGCUUCGAAUCUAGCCACGGCCAAAGCCAAAUCUCCCAUGGCUGCUAGCCAAAAGUCUACUAAGUCCAAGCGAAAGUCAAGGAAGAGCAAAUCCAAGAACAAGUCGAAAUCGAAGAAGUCGAAUCGACUGGUCAAGGAUCAUCGCAAGAAGCCGGAGUCGGUCGAAAUGGAUUCGAAGGUUCUUGGUCAAGGUGAGUUUGUAAAAUUUGAAGUUUUUUAAAAAUUCAAAAAAAUUUUUUGAAAUUUAAAAAUUUUUGAAAAACCAGUCAAUAUUGAUUUUUGUUACUUAAAAUUUUAAAAAAUGUUACUUUUGUUACCUAAAAUUUUGAAUAAAGCUCUGUUUGUUACCUAAAAGUGAAAAAAAAAUUUUCUUAUCUAAGAUACUAAAAAAAUGAAAAAAAGUCUUUUUGUUACCUAAAAAUCCAUUUUUUUUAGACUUGAAAACAGCUCGACAAGCUGCCUCUUCGACUCAGUUGGCUACGGCCAGAUCACGGUCACAAUCACGCUUGGGACACAGUCAACUUGCACCGUCUCAUCUGAUUGAUCAAGGUGGGUUUUUUAUCGCUGAAAGUUGAAAAAAUAGCAUUUUGUUACCUAAACUCAAAAAAAUAUUUUAUUACCUAAAAUUCUAAAAAAAAUAUGUUUUUUGUUACCUAAAAUUUUAAAAAGUAUAUUAUUUGUUACCUGAAAAUUGAAAAAGAUUAGUAUUUGUUACCUAAAAAUCAAAUUUUCAGAACUAAAAACAGGCCGUCAGGCUUCUUCAACUCAACUGGCUACAGCUCGCUCACGGUCGCAAUCACGUUUGAGCCAACAAGGACAGUACGGUCAGCCACAGUAUGAGGAGUUCCGCCAGCAAGGCCAACAACAGCCAUUGUUUGGCCCAUCAGCAGCUCAACCUGUGGCCAGAAGACGAUCGACCAGUCACACUCGGACCGCCUUGGACAAUGAAUUGAGCAAGGAUGUGGCUACAGCUGUGCUACCUUCAUAUACUGACCAGCUGUCGGAGCAAUUGGCUACGGCGAAGGAAAAGGCUUCGGCUACACACUUGGCUACGGCUAGAGGACAGGCUUCUGGGACUUAUCUUUCUACGGCUAGAGGACAAAGCUCGGCUUCUCAUUUGGCUACGGCUAGGGGUCAAGGUUCGGCUACUGGCUUGGCUACGGCUAGAGGACAGGCUUCCGAAUUGGCUACAGCACGUGGCCAAGGCUCGGCUGCUUAUCUGGCUACGGCUAGGGGGCAGGCCUCGGCUACAGACGUGGCUACGGCUAGGGCAAGAAGUGCCAGAAGAGCACCAUCUUUCUCGGAGCAGGGACCAAAUGGACCAUUGGAUCAGGGAGCAUCUCCAUACGAUCAAGGACCAAGUGGACCAUAUGAACAAGGACCAAACGCGCCAUCACAGUUGGGACAAGCACCAAGUGAACCAUUCCGCGGCCGAAGGGCACCAUCCUUGAGCCGAGGACCAUUAUCUUCAGGCCGAGGACCAUCAAGCCGCGGAGCACCAAAACGCCCCCUCUCCCAAGGACCAAAGGACCAGCUGAACCAGUUCAUGAAGGACAAGAACCUCACCCCCAACGACCUGAAAGCCCUCUUCCAAAUGCCCGCCUUCCUCGCCCUCCUCGCCAAACUCGGCUUUGUCCACCCCAAGAAUGACAUUAUCUGCAAUCAGUGCAAGCAAAAACUCUGCAUUCAAGCCGCAGCCGCCGCCCAGGACAGCCAAACCACGGAAACCGCGCUGGACUGUGAAUCGAGUAAAGACGUCCAAACCGCCCAAUACCCAUCGACUCGCGAGGAACACCAACUAAUCCAAAAUCUGAACGAACUGAACGCGGUCUGUGUUGAUGUUGGUUUUUUUGAAAAUAAUUUUGUUUGACAUGGGCGCGGUUUUAAAAUUUUUUUUUGUAAUGACUUUUUUUUGGAAAAUUUUGAAAAUUUUAGUAUUAUUUGGCCGUGGAAAGAAAGUUUUUGCGAUUUUUCAGUUUGUAAAGAAAUUUUUUACAAUUUUUUGUUGUGUAAAGAAAGUUCUUGCCAUUUUUUGUUUUGUAAAGAAAGUUUUUGCAAAUUUUUAUAAAAAAUGAGAAGCGGAAAGAAAGUUUUGGCCGUUUUUGGAAAUGGAAAGAAAGUUCUUGCCAUUUUUUAGUUUGUAAUGAAAGUUCUUGCGGUUUUUUGUUUUGUAAAGAAAGUCCUUGCCAUUUUUCUGAAUUAUGAAGUUUUUAAAUAAAAAAUGAAUUUUGUUACCUAAAAUAAUAUUUUUUAAACUUUUUAAAUAUUUGCUGUAUUUCAGACCGCAACCCAAGCCCUCGGAGGACAAAACAACACUGCCAAUCGCUACAGCGGAGUUCAAGACCAACGUGUCCACCAGGACCAUUCGAGCUCUCGCACCACUCGCAAAUCCGGAUCUUUCAACUGA